UAGAAAAUUAUUGCAAGAAUUUAUAGUGAAUGCUUGGGCUGCAACUAAACCAAAUCGGCUAAGAUUCUUGCAUAAAAAUCAAGACAUACUAAGAGCAAACAUAUAUCAGAGGCUCACAGAUAUAGUAGGCAAAAGUGCAAAUGAGAAA
This is a messenger RNA of Racocetra persica, 148 nucleotides long. Lineage: Eukaryota; Fungi; Glomeromycota; Glomeromycetes; Diversisporales; Gigasporaceae. The record is from the annotation of a GenBank genome assembly.